Molecule: messenger RNA, 678 nt
Organism: Myotis davidii
Lineage: Eukaryota; Metazoa; Chordata; Mammalia; Chiroptera; Vespertilionidae
Product: regenerating islet-derived protein 3-alpha-like
Exons: 6
Coding region: 12-536 (174 amino acids)
Biological process (GO): antimicrobial humoral immune response mediated by antimicrobial peptide; venom-mediated disruption of cell wall in another organism; response to peptide hormone
Molecular function (GO): oligosaccharide binding; signaling receptor activity; peptidoglycan binding
Source: RefSeq, a predicted model, not a curated record
GACAUUGUACAAUGCUGCCUCCCAUGGCCCUGCCCAGCAUGUCCUGGGUGCUGUUCUGCCUGAUGCUCCUAUCACAGGUGCAAGGUGAAGAGUCCAAGGAGGAAGUUAACGCUCUACGGAGCAACUGUCCCGUAGGCUCCUAUUACCAUCGCUUCUACUGCUAUGUUUUGUUUAAGACACCAAAAUCCUGGUUUGAGGCAAAUAUUGCCUGCCAGAAGCGACCCUCUGGAUUCCUUGUGUCUGUGUGCAGUGAGGCUGAGGCAUCCUUCUUGGCCUCUCUGGUCAAGAGCAUUUGGAACAGCUGCCCAAACGUCUGGAUUGGGAUUCAUGAUCCCACACAGGGCUCUGAACCCAAUGCAGGUGGAUGGGAGUGGAGUAAUAAUGAUGUGCUGGAUUACCUUGCCUGGGAGAAAAAUCCUGCCACCAUUUCAAAUCCUGGCCACUGCGGGAGCCUGUCACGAAGCUCAGGACAUCUGAAAUGGAUAGAUUAUAACUGUAAUCAGAUGUUACCCUAUAUCUGCAAGUUCAAGAAUUAGAAAGAAAAGAAUUAGGUCAGGUGGGAGCCAGCGGCCUGAGCUUGGGAUGCAGCUCAUCAUGGGACCAAGUGAGAACCCACCGGAAAGGAAUAUUUUUGCACACCCUCAAACCCAGCCUCUUCUUUUUGACCUUCCCUCCUCC